Drosophila guanche is the source of this 1126-nucleotide messenger RNA. Its product is annotated as phospholipase A1. Lineage: Eukaryota; Metazoa; Arthropoda; Insecta; Diptera; Drosophilidae. The transcript is spliced from 2 exons. Gene Ontology annotation, molecular function: lipase activity. Bases 60 to 1079 code for a protein of 339 amino acids. Gene Ontology annotation, biological process: lipid metabolic process. The record is from RefSeq and is a predicted model, not a curated record.
GAUCCAUAUAAAGGGAACGCCUGUGUGGCCGCAACUCGUCAGUUGAACCUUUCGUUGCCAUGAUCAUGAAACUGCUUUUGGCUUUGGCUUUCUGCCUUCUGGCAGUUAACGCUGUUGAGGUGCGCGAGAAUGGAGAGAAUGGCUGGUAUGUGCCACAGGCUGAUGGCACCAUGGAGUGGAUGGACAGGGAUGUGGCCGAGGCCUUCCUGGAGGCUCAUGCCGAGAAGGAGGCACGCAACAUGCUCAACCCGGUGACCUUCUACCUGUACACCCAAUCGAACCGCGGCUGGGCCCAGGAGAUCAAGGCCUCCUCGUCGGUGAUCUCUUCGUCCUACUUCAACCCGAACAACCCCACACGCUUCACCAUCCACGGCUGGUCCUCCAGCGCCGAUGAGUUCAUCAACUACGGCGUCCGCGAUGCCUGGUUCACCCACGGAGACAUGAACAUGAUUGCCGUCGACUGGGGGCGUGCCCGUUCCGUCGAUUAUGCCUCCUCCGUGCUGGCUGUGCCCGGCGUCGGUGAGCAGGUGGCGAAACUGAUCAACUUCAUGCGCGACAAUCAUGGCCUGAACCUCGGCAACACGAUGGUCAUUGGCCACAGCCUGGGCGCCCAUGUGUCCGGCUAUGCCGGCAAGAACGUGAGGAACGGACAGCUGCACACCAUCAUCGGUCUGGACCCGGCCCUGCCCCUCUUCAGCUACGACUCGCCCAACAAGCGUUUGAACAGCAACGAUGCCUGGUACGUGGAGUCCAUCCAGACCAACGGCGGCCAGCUGGGAUUCCUGAAGCCCAUCGGCAAGGGCGCCUUCUACCCCAAUGGCGGCAAGUCGCAGCCCGGCUGCGGCCUGGACAUCACCGGCUCCUGCGCCCACAGCCGCUCCGUGAUCUACUACGCUGAGGCUGUCUCCCGGGACAACUUCCCCACCAUGCGUUGCGGCAACUACGAGUCGGCAGUGUCCAGCAGCUGCGGCAGCUCCUACAGCUCCGUGAGGAUGGGCGCCACGACCAAUGCCUACAUGGUGUCCGGCGACUAUUAUGUUCCCGUGCGCAGCGAUGCUCCCUAUGGCAUGGGCAACUAACUCGAUUUGCAAUCAACCAAUAAACUAAGCAAAAGCUCAACCCAAAA